CCUGGCAACGGCCGGCUGAGGCAAGAUGGCGGACGAGCUGGAUCGGCUACUGGACGAGGUGGAGCGGAGGUUCUGCCGCAUGCCGGAGCGGGGGGCUGCGGACGGAGGUCGGAACGGCGACAGGGAGCGGGCGGCGGCGGCGGCGGAGGGCAGAUCAGCUAGAACAUUAAUGGGUGCUGGCAGUGAUGAAGAUGAUAUAGAUGACAUUAUUGAUGAAAUCUGUAAUGACAGCAGCUUUGCCAGAACACCUCUGAAAUUGAAGUCUAACUACCCAAGUGUCACACCUGGAAGCAAUAGUGCUGUUGUACAGGCUCAUAGGAAAAGAUGCUGUCCAGUGUACCUGGGUGGAAGCUCUUCACCAAAUGGCGUAGGAACAAAUAUUUCAAAAAGGACGUGUGACCAGCUGCGUUGCACUGCUUGUGACUUCCGUGUAUCGCUUUUCAAUGACUACAUCUGGGAUCAGUCCUGUGAUUACCUUUUUUUCAGGAAUAACAUGCCUGACCUCAAUAAACUGAGAGCAAAGAUGAUAAAGAAGAAAGGAUCGCGAGCGUAUGCUUGUCAGUGCAGCUGGAGAUCCAUCAGUGAAUUAACUGACCUCCAGGCAGACCAGCAGCUUCGGUGGGUUUGUGGUAAACAUGCAGAAUGAAGUCCUCCUGUGUGUGGUACCUGCAGUUUUCUGGCAACAGAGAGAAACCUGAAUAUUUCUAUUUAGAAAUAGAUCAUAACACUCAGAGUUUUAUCCAAAAACUCUUCUUUUCACUUUGUAUUGCAAGCAGUAUGGGGAGUUGAAUUAUUAGGAGAAACAAUUUGUAGGUUUUGUGGAGACUAAAUAAUGCUAAGGCUCAUAUUCAGCAGUGUAAGAGAAAGGAAGAGGAAAAGGACAGAUUUAGACACAGAUAAAGCACCUUAAGCAUGUUCCUUCUAUCUAGCACAGAGCCUUUUUUCCCUUGGCUGCAAAAUGUUGGACUCAGAGAAAACAGUGGGCUGAGAUGCAGCCAUGACACACAAGUGUAUAAAUUUCUACACAGAAAUUAAUACUGUUUUGCUUUGCUCAUAGCUGCUAAUGAGCAAGUGGUUGUAGAUCUCUUAAAAGUAUACUGCAAGAUCAACUCUCACCUCUAAGGUUUCAGUGCACCCCCAACACUUUAUUUGAGCUGACAGUAGCCAAAAUCUGCAGGUGUUGGAAAUUUCUUUCCAAUUCAAUUUCCAAUACUGCUUUCUUCAAAGCACUUUCUGCUGACUCAGGACUUUUACCACAGGGAAUUUCUUCGACUUCCCUUCAGCCUUCGUUGCAAGAGAUGAACAGGUUAUUGUACAACUAUUAAACAUGCAAUUUAAAAGAUGUUUUGAAGACUGCAUGACUUCUGUGGAUACUUUCAAGGGAAAAAAAGGAUCAGUCUGUAAGGAGUGAGAAAGCAGUAUAUCCCCACUGACUUUCACAUUUGGAUUUUUUUCAGCUUCUGUAGCUUUCACUUCAGCCUCACGUCCAAAUGUUAUUCAGAAAGUGUAACUGCCCUGUUACAACACACUCCCUUCCCCCAGCAACAUCAUAACACUACUUCCAGUAUUAUGUUACUUGGGGAAUUGUCUUGAUUGUAGCUAGUGUCACUGUAGUUUAUGAACUCCUGCUUUUCACUAUGUAUAAAUAACACAGGGAUGGAUUUGGGUUUCAGGGGAGAAGAAGGAAGGUCAGGAUUAUCUUGGCAGUCAUGUUAUUGAAAGGUCCCAUAAUGGGAAGUCUGUUAGUAUUUCUGCUAUGCAGUGUGUAAUAUUCAAAUACCUGAAAGGUGCUUACAGAGAGAGCAGAGCUGGUCUCUUCUCACUCGUGACAGGUGACAGGAUGAGGGGAAAUGGCCUCAGGUUGUGCCAGGGGAGGUUUAGGUUGGAUAUCAGGAAACACUUCUUUACAGAAGGGUUGUUAAGCCCUGCAAUAGGCUCCCCAGGGAGGUGGUUGAGUCACCAUCCCUGGAUGUGUUUCAGAUCCAUUUGGUUGUGGUGCUCAGGAUCAUGAUUUAGCAGAAGGUUGUUAAUUAGGGUAGUAUGGUCAGGUCGUGGUUGUACCAUGAUCUUUAAGGUCUUUUCCAACCUGAGCUGUUCUAUGAUUCUGUAUUCUACAUAUAAAUUCAAAAUUACUUUCUUUCUGCAAAUUCUAAGCCUACUGAUCUAUUUCUGUUUUUGUGUCAUUUUGCUCAUUGCUGUAAUUUGUACAUGAUCGAUCUGUUGUUCUUCUGAGCUUUUUUAGAACAAUUACAUGAUCUUUCUUAGAAAAGUCACCUCUUGACUUUGUAGCUUUUUCUGUACCCUUCUGAAAGAGCAGAUUUUGCUUGUGACCAGAGACAUAAUGCAUUCUGCUUCCUGCUCACCUUCUGCUUCUAUGAGCGUUUUUUAAAGCUUUUAGAGGACUUGUAGUGUGCCUGAGAGACCUAGCAGUGCUUACAUGCACAGUGCUUUGGUGCUGUAGAGUGCAUGUGCAUGUUGCAGUGGCACACGCAGCCUUGCUAGUAGGCUCAGAGGUGAAUUGGCUUUGGAGAGAUACUUCAGUCUCCCUUGGCAUAGGGAUGUAUGCAAACUUUGAGGCCAGGUAUUAUUUUCAACACAAUUGCUGUUUCAGACAGCAGUUCCAACAGUGACAAGUCUAAAACAACAGGUUCAGGAGACACAUAAACAGGAGACCAGCUGAUUAAUACUGGAAGAGGUCAGCUGACCUUUCUCUCUUCAGUGAAGAGAUAGUCCUUAUGUGGACUGUAAGAGGUGAGUGUUCGUCUGUUUUGUUCACAUGGGUCGAAGCUGCUUCCAUUCCUGGAGAACACUAGUUAGAACCAGGUAAUGGUGAGAGAACAGCUCCGUUAUAAUGCCUAAUUUAUUAACAAGCAAAGAGAAGAAGGAAUUUUGUUCUUCUUGAAGGCACUUCAAAGAGUGCUGAGUUGUCUUGGCUUGCCUGUUUCAAGGCCAUUUGAGACUGAUGACCAGGUAGCCCCAUGGGAUGCUGCUUUGAUCAGGGCUUCCAGGUGCCAUAAUGUAGAAAACACUGUGAGCAGGAAACAGGCCAAGUCCUAACACCUGUCUCAGUUGGUGAGACCAAGUCUCAUGUGACUUAAGAAAAGAAGCGUGUCUCCUGCACCCUGUUUUAAACAAGUUGUCACCCUCUCUAGAACUACCAAGUGUGGAGCCUUGCUGGAACAAAGUUCAAGGCAUCUGUCUUAGUGAUUGUUAUGACAAGAAGACGACCUGCAGCACCUGAAAAGGUGAGGCUAGGGAGGAAUUGAGACAUUGUAGACUAAAAGUGCAGAAGAAGUAAAAAUUGCUGUGAAUAUUGAUUGAUACCAUUACAUCAGCAGUUUUCUUAUGUCACCUCAGCCCUCAGUCUUCUAUUAACCCAGACAGUUGUAGAAACAGUGUGCUCUCAUACAUGAUUGUUAUCAAAUGAUCUUGCCACUAACUCCAUUAAGACCACACUCCAAGCCCUGAAAAUGUUAAAAGAUAAUCUUUAUUGGUAAGUGUGUACUGAAACCUGAGCAUUCCUCUGAAAUCACAUUUAUUCAAGUAUAUUUACUUGGUCCUGACCUUGGUCAGAUAGAUGGGGUAUAGAUGGCAGCACAUUGCCCAAGUGAAAUUACAGACACAUGCAGAAAUAAUGCUUAUUGUAGUGUUCUCCAUUACAGAAUUCAAUGUAUUUCUAGAUCUGAGAAUAGUGUGUCAUUAAAUGUAAUUAUUUUGCUGGAAAGAGGACUGGUAUUAAGCAUUUCAGUUCCCUACCUUCAGUGUUAGGUGUUACAAACCUCUUCAAAUGAAAAGAAUGUAAAAGGAUGUAACGUUGGAGCUUCUGUGCUUAAAAGUAUUCUAAGAUUGCACAAAGGUUCUCAAGAUGUAGCCCAGAGUUUACAUGAUACUUCUGUGUCACUUCUCUGAGACAGCUGGGAUUACAGGAAGAAUUUUGUUUCAGAAUGCCAUUCAGCUGUGCUCAGACUGAAGUACUGGAGAACAGCUUUGCUGAGUAUAAAUGUGAUCAUUAUUUUCCUUUAAUUUUUGCUUUGGAAGAAAUAAUACCAUUUCUGUUUGGGAAGUAGGCAAGGUGAUAACAAGACUUUCAUUUGGCUUGGGUGAUGUACUUGGAAAUUUUCUAGCCUGCAGCAUUAGUCCAUAUCAGAUUCCUCAACAAAACAAGCAAUAGGUAUAAAAAAAUGAGAAUCCAUGCGAAAGUGCAGUUGGAAAUGUAGUUGGUGGUUUAAUGUCAUAGCAACUUCUUAAAAUCUAUGUUCAUGCAGUACUUAUAAAGAGAAAUAAAGUUCUGAUGUACAUAAUAUAUUUUAUUACAGCUUUACUUUAUGACUUUUUUAUUAAAGAUAUUGGCCUGCCAUAGAAUUUAACAUACUAAAGCAUAGUAGUGUUACAUACAGCAGGGUCUGCGUUGUGUAAAAUUGAAUAAAGAUUUCUUUUUUUCUGA
Messenger RNA from Tympanuchus pallidicinctus (lesser prairie-chicken), 4444 nucleotides. It is a transcript of the gene CFAP418, whose product is annotated as cilia and flagella associated protein 418. Lineage: Eukaryota; Metazoa; Chordata; Aves; Galliformes; Phasianidae. The coding region runs from base 26 to 646 and encodes 206 amino acids. Gene Ontology annotation, cellular component: cytosol. The transcript is spliced from 6 exons. The record is from RefSeq and is a predicted model, not a curated record.